Messenger RNA from Grammomys surdaster, 2209 nucleotides. RefSeq names its product matrix metallopeptidase 11 (gene Mmp11). The coding region runs from base 1 to 1479 and encodes 492 amino acids. The transcript is spliced from 8 exons. Gene Ontology annotation, biological process: proteolysis; collagen catabolic process; extracellular matrix organization. Lineage: Eukaryota; Metazoa; Chordata; Mammalia; Rodentia; Muridae. Gene Ontology annotation, molecular function: zinc ion binding; metalloendopeptidase activity. The record is from RefSeq and is a predicted model, not a curated record. Gene Ontology annotation, cellular component: extracellular matrix.
AUGGCACGGGCCGCCUGUCUCCUCCGCGCGAUUUCGCGCGUCCUCCUGCUCCCGCUGCCUCUGCUGCUCCUGUUGCUGCUGCUCCUGCCGCCGCCGCUGACGGCCCGGGCCAGGCCACCGGAGAGUCACCGUCACCACCCUGUGAAGAGAGGGCCUCAGCUCCUGCAUGCAGCUCUGCCUAAUAGCUUGACAUCUGUCCCUGCCUCCCGUUGGGUCUCUAGUCCCGCUGGUAGUGCCAGACCUCUACGAUGUGGUGUACCCGACCCGCCUGAUGUACUGAAUGCCCGGAACCGACAGAAGCGCUUCGUCCUGUCAGGAGGGCGCUGGGAGAAGACAGAUCUCACUUAUAGGAUCCUCCGGUUCCCAUGGCAACUUGUAAGGGAGCAGGUACGGCAGACGGUGGCAGAGGCCCUCCAGGUAUGGAGUGAGGUGACCCCACUCACUUUCACCGAGGUGCACGAGGGACACGCUGACAUCAUGAUUGACUUUGCCAGGUACUGGCAUGGGGACAACUUGCCAUUUGAUGGGCCUGGGGGCAUCCUGGCCCAUGCCUUCUUCCCUAAGACCCACCGAGAAGGGAAUGUACACUUUGACUAUGACGAGACUUGGACUAUUGGGGACAACCAGGGCACAGACCUACUGCAAGUGGCAGCUCAUGAAUUUGGCCACGUUCUGGGGCUGCAACACACCACAGCAGCUAAAGCUCUUAUGUCCCCUUUCUACACCUUCCGCUACCCUCUGAGCCUUAGCCCAGAUGACCGAAGGGGCAUCCAGCACCUCUAUGGCCGGCCCCAGCUGACUGCCACCUCCCCCGCCCCAACCUUGAGCUCCCAGGCUGGGACAGAUACCAAUGAGAUUGCGCUGCUGGAGCCGGAAACCCCGCCAGAUGUCUGUGAGACUUCCUUUGAUGCCGUUUCCACCAUCCGAGGCGAGCUCUUCUUCUUCAAGGCAGGCUUUGUGUGGAGACUGCGCAGUGGGCGACUGCAGCCAGGGUAUCCUGCUCUGGCCUCUCGGCACUGGCAAGGACUGCCCAGCCCGGUGGAUGCAGCUUUUGAGGAUGCCCAGGGCCAGAUUUGGUUCUUCCAAGGUGCUCAGUACUGGGUAUAUGACGGUGACAAGCCAGUCCUAGGCCCCGCGCCACUCUCCAAGCUGGGCCUGCAGGGGUCCCCAGUCCAUGCCGCUUUGGUCUGGGGUCCCGUGAAGAACAAGAUCUACUUCUUCCGAGGUGGAAACUAUUGGCGUUUCCACCCCAGAACCCAACGAGUGGACAAUCCCGUGCCCCGACGGGCCACUGACUGGCGAGGGGUACCUUCUGAGAUCGAUGCUGCCUUCCAGGAUGCUGAAGGCUAUGCCUACUUCCUUCGUGGCCAUCUCUACUGGAAGUUUGACCCCGUGAAGGUGAAGGUCCUAGAAGGUUUUCCUCGCCCCAUAGGUCCUGACUUCUUUGACUGUUCGGAGCCUGCCAAUACUUUCCGCUGACAACGCCUUGGAUGUAUUCAGGGGUACUGACCUCUGUCAGAGCACUUAGAUCAUUCAAGAGACCUACAGCCAUAUUUGUGGCUCUGGGCUUCCGGCAUGGGACAGGCAGGGGCUGUGUCUCCUCAGGGGAGUGGGUUGGGGUGUAGCCCCUGUUUCCAGAGAGGAUCAUGCUGGCCGUGAUCACUGCCAACAAUUGUCUCAGACUGGGCAAAGGCGUUGGCAUUACUUAAAAAUAAGGGAGGUCUUAGGCCGACAAUAUUUCAGCUACCAGUAAUCCACAGUCAACCUGGCUGCCCAAGGUCUCUGUCUCUGUCCCUCAAAGUAGAAUCCCCACAGGAAUUCAGAAACCACAGUGUCUUCAUUCGAUUCCUGUAGUGAGGUUCCUGUUGGUAAUGAGAUGCCCAGGGUACCAUGCUGCCACAGCUAAGCAUCUGAGCCAGUAUCUUUCCUGGUAAGUCAGCUCCGGAGAGAUAGUGGACUGAUAUAUUCUGGCAGGUGAUUCAAACCAGUGUUUCCUGGAACUCAGGCCAAAAGUUACAUAGCCAGCCAGGGAGGCAGCAGCUCCCUCCCAGAGGCACUGAACCUCAGAGACCCCACAUACCUCACAGCCUUGCCCCAGGCCAUUUCUUCCUGGGGACCCUCUUCCUAGCACAGGUACCCUCCAAAGCCAUGUAAAUGUGUAUACAGUGUAUAAAAGGUGCGACUGUCAUUAAACAUGAGUGUUUUCUAA